Molecule: messenger RNA, 786 nt
Organism: Morus notabilis
Lineage: Eukaryota; Viridiplantae; Streptophyta; Magnoliopsida; Rosales; Moraceae
Product: hydroxyproline O-galactosyltransferase GALT3
Exons: 1
Coding region: 1-786 (261 amino acids)
Cellular component (GO): Golgi membrane
Molecular function (GO): hexosyltransferase activity
Source: RefSeq, a predicted model, not a curated record
AUGAAAUCCCCACGACCAAAUAAUUCAUCAAAAAUCACCACUCAAAUACACCACAAAUUUAGCCUCUUGAUCGGAAUCCUAACCCGCGCUGACAACUAUGAGCGACGACAUUUCCUCCGCCUCAUCUACGGCAUCCAAUCUUCUCCCUUGGCAAAAAUUGAUGUAAAAUUCAUUGUAUGCAACCUCACUAAACCCGAGCAACGUAUGCUGGUUGCCCUAGAAAUCCUCCGUUACGAUGACAUUAUUGUCCUCAAUUGCACCGAGAACAUGAACGAGGGAAAAACCUACACCUACUUUUCUUCGCUUCCAAACAUCCUUAAAAAUAGGUACGACUACGUCAUGAAGGUGGAUGACGACGUUUUCAUCCGACUCGAGCCGUUGGCGUCGUCUCUCGAGCCAUUGCCUCGGCUAGACUUGUAUUAUGGGUUUGUAAUUCCAUGCAAUAGCAAAAACCCUUUUGUGGAAUACAUGUCAGGGAUGGGAUUCUUGCUCUCUUGGGACCUUGUGGAGUGGAUUUCGGAGUCAAGUAUCCCUAAAUUGGACCUGUUUGGACCCGAGGAUAGGCUGGUGGGAAAAUGGUUAAGGAUGGGGAAUAAGGCCCAAAACAGGUUUUCCAAUAAGCCCGCCAUGUACGAUUACCCAGGAACUAACGGGAAGUGCUCUCACGACCUCAUACCAGAGACUAUUGCCGUUCAUAGACUUAAGAAAUGGGAUCAAUGGCUUCAUGUACUCGAGUUUUUCAAUGUAACAAAACAAUUGAACAAGUCUAGUUUGUACCAUUUAUGA